This is a messenger RNA of Mus pahari (shrew mouse), 1098 nucleotides long. RefSeq names its product cytochrome b reductase 1. Gene Ontology annotation, cellular component: lysosomal membrane. NCBI's taxonomy places the organism in Eukaryota, Metazoa, Chordata, Mammalia, Rodentia, Muridae. The record is from RefSeq and is a predicted model, not a curated record. The transcript is spliced from 4 exons. Gene Ontology annotation, molecular function: oxidoreductase activity. Bases 48 to 908 code for a protein of 286 amino acids.
CGCAACGCCAAGUUCUCCAGCAGGCUGUCGUGGAGCAUGGGGUGCUGAUGGCCAUGGAGGGCUACCGGGGUUUCCUGGGGCUGCUGGUGUCCGCGCUACUCGUAGGCUUCCUGUCGGUGAUCUUCGUGCUCGUCUGGGUCCUGCACUUCCGAGAGGGGCUUGGCUGGAACGGCGGCGGGCUCGAGUUUAACUGGCACCCGGUGCUCGCGGUGACCGGCUUCGUCUUCAUCCAGGGCAUCGCCAUCAUCGUGUACAGACUGCCAUGGACUUGGAAGUGCAGCAAGCUCUUGAUGAAGUCCAUCCACGCCGGGUUAAAUGCUGUGGCUGCCAUCCUCGCCAUCAUCUCCGUGGUGGCUGUGUUUGAGUACCACAAUGUCCGAAAAGUCCCCCACAUGUACAGUCUGCAUAGCUGGAUUGGACUGACAGCUCUCAUACUCUACAUCCAACAGCUUGUUGUAGGCUUUUUCGUCUUUCUGCUUCCAUGGGCUCCGCUCUCUCUCCGGGCAAUCGUCAUGCCCAUACAUGUGUAUUCUGGACUCCUCCUCUUCGGAACAGUGAUUGCAACAGUUCUCAUGGGAGUGACAGAAAAGCUGUUCUUUGUCCUGAAGCACCCUUCGUACCAUUCAUUCCCUCCAGAAGGUGUUUUUACAAAUACCCUGGGCAUUCUGAUUCUGGUGUUUGGAGCCCUCAUCUUUUGGAUUGUCACCAGGCCACAAUGGAAACGCCCUAGGGAACCAGGCUCUGUCCCUCUCCAGCUAAAUGGAGGCAACUCCGAUGGAAUGGAAGGCGCCAUAGCAAUAAGCUCCGCCCACAGUAUGGACGCAGCCGACGCAGAGUCGAGCAGCGAGGGAGCAGCCCGGAAGAGAACCCUCGGCCUUGCUGACACCGGCCAGAGGUCCACCAUGUGAAAUGUCGGUGCAGCCAUGUACCUUCCCUUCCAAAGCCAGCCCCACAGUUUAGCUUCUCCUACCUAGCCAUAGGUGACUUGGGUUCAUAGGCCAAUGUACACCACGGUCACCAAGGAGGAUUUCCUGAGAGUCAUUGUGUUGACUGAGGCCUGUGAACUUACCAAAUGUAAACGGACAUGAUCAAUAUAAA